Molecule: messenger RNA, 1362 nt
Organism: Penicillium brasilianum
Lineage: Eukaryota; Fungi; Ascomycota; Eurotiomycetes; Eurotiales; Aspergillaceae
Source: the annotation of a GenBank genome assembly
AUGCUAUAUAGCAAAGAAGGCCAACAGGCUAUUAAUGCCGGGACUGACUACCAUCGCGAUAUCUCACAUUACUAUGAUAUCAAUGAGGCGGUCGCCACGGCGAGCCCUUACCUGAUCUCUGUUCUAGCCUACGGGACCGAUUUCCUCUACCAGCAAGGCAUACUAUGCUACUGUGCCGGCCAGGAGAUUCGCUUACACGAUGUGCACCAGGCAGACCAAGCCGAACGUGUGGUCAAUUUCCACAGUGUUCUCUGGCGCUUGGUGCCGACUUUGAGGGGCUUUGAUCCCACGCAAUCGGUGAAAUUAGUCCACUACUGCGAUGAUGUUCUUGCCUUCCGUGUCUUGAGUAAUACAAACAUCGAAGACACCAUGGAUUCUCUCUUCGCCAUGGAUGUCGUAUAUCGACAUGGCACCUCCCGGCGAAAGCGGCUGCUACUACGAGCGGAAGUGCCGACUGGAGCGCCAAUUUUCGUGCGUGGCGACCGAUCCUGUAUUUGGUACGGCCACUCGACUGUUGUCAACUCCAACGAGGGUGGACCCUGGCAGAUUCAUGUCAUCGACCUUCUCCCAAACCAAACCAUUGAUUACCCCUUAGACCGGAGGCUGAAAGGCGAUCUAAGGGAGACUGUAUGUUUCGAAGUUUACGAUGAGACUUUAAAGAGGCAGCACCAAUCCUCCUGCGGGCAAUUAUGGCGCCGGGAAAAUAGCGAGGGACCUAUCGACGACUCAUGGACCAAUUUGUCUAUGCGUCUUGACGAGGUGACCGGUCGACCUGUAAUAGUUGAGUGUCACCGAGAAUGGCCUGGUGGGAAGAGCGAUAGUCGACGCACUUGUUACAUCGGACCUCUUCCUACGCCAGAAGAAGCGCUCAACAGAGAGACCGACAUCUCAUGGAGCCACCUUGACCCAGUCGAGACUGCCUCCGAAAUAUUCAGCGGGUACCCCGAUCAACGGUCAUGUCAUUCUUAUCAUACCGAGUUCGGCCACGCAUGUGAUCAAGACUUCCAACGGGAAUUCACUACUGCGCGAACCAAGUUCCACACUUACCAUCUAUCGGCGGCAACAUCUCUAGAUCUCGUCAACGACCCUGUAACCGAAGAAACCCAAUCUCGAGACUUUUUCCGCAUACGAGCAGUUUCCAGAACGCCAAGGGGCUCAACCGAUGAUGAGAAAGGAGUAGUUUUGCCGUUUAAAAAACGAACUGGCGUCGACGGUCGGCCCAUCCAUGGCCGAGAACAGCGAUUUAGUAGCCAAGGUGUCCGUCUUUGGCCAUCGAACGAUUCACGCUCCGGUGUUAUCAGUCUUUUUUGUCCAGGCACGAUAACCGGUACCGUGAGCGCGUUUCGGAUGAGCGAUCCAUGA